UGGUCAUCCGUUGGUCCUCACAGAGACGGAGUGCAGAGAGGACUGAAGGCAGAGCUGAAAGUCGAGCAUGGCCAGGUUGGAUCACACAGAGACUUUUCAUGGAAUUUCAUUUCCAGGACAUCUGCACACGCAGGAUUCUUUACAAUUUGCUCUUAAAUUUCGGUUUCAAGACACAGAUAUCCUCGUCGUGUCCUAUCCAAAGUCAGGCACCACAUGGAUGCAGGAAAUUGUGACUCUCAUAUCCAGCGGAGGAGAGCCGCUCUUGUCCCAGACUGUCCCAAACUGGACUCGAGCUCCCUGGUUGGAGCAGUACUAUGCUGCUGCCAUGUUGGAAGCCUCCUCCAUCAGGCCACGGGUCAUCACCACACACCUGCCUCAUCACCUGCUGGGCCCUGCCCUCCAGGGCUCCAAGGCCAGGGUCAUCUAUGUGAGCAGAAACCCCAAAGAUGUUGUGGUUUCCUUUUACCACUUCCACAACAUGGCCAACUUUCUCCCCAAAGCCGACUCAUUUCCAGAGUUUUUAAACCGAUUCCUUGAGAGCACUUUGCACUUCGGUUCCUGGUUUGAUCACAUUAAAGGCUGGACCUGUCAGGGAGCAGCUCUCAAUCUGCUUCACAUCACCUAUGAACAGAUGUCAAUGGACUUGCGUGGAACCAUAGAGAGGGUGAGUUCUUUCCUGCAGCGCCCUCUGCUGGAGGAAGAGCUCACUAACUGCGUGAAACACUGCAGCUUCAGCAGCAUGAAGGACAACAAGAUGAUCAACUACACCCUCGUCCCUAAUGAGAUAAUGGACCACAGCAAGGGGACCUUCAUGAGAAAAGGUCAGAUUGGAGACUGGAGAAACAUGUUCACAGAGGAGCAGAAUCAGUAUUUCCACAGUGUCUUCGCCUCCAAGAUGCAGGACUGCCCUUUACAAUUUGUGUGGGAGAAGCCGGAGGGAGAGGAGUCACACACCUAAAAACAAACACAGAGAAGAAACCAGAAGUGUGAAGUGCUCUCACAGAUGCGUCGCUAAUGUACAGCAAUAUCUUUUGAUGUUUUU
This is a messenger RNA of Cololabis saira (Pacific saury), 1042 nucleotides long. It is a transcript of the gene sult5a1, whose product is annotated as sulfotransferase family 5A, member 1. The transcript has 6 exons. The record is from RefSeq and is a predicted model, not a curated record. Gene Ontology annotation, biological process: sulfation. Lineage: Eukaryota; Metazoa; Chordata; Actinopteri; Beloniformes; Belonidae. Gene Ontology annotation, cellular component: cytoplasm. Bases 68 to 958 code for a protein of 296 amino acids. Gene Ontology annotation, molecular function: sulfotransferase activity.